This is a messenger RNA of Magallana angulata, 1066 nucleotides long. RefSeq lists its product as uncharacterized. The record is from RefSeq and is a predicted model, not a curated record. The coding region runs from base 209 to 976 and encodes 255 amino acids. Lineage: Eukaryota; Metazoa; Mollusca; Bivalvia; Ostreida; Ostreidae. The transcript is spliced from 3 exons.
AGUCGUAUGAGUGACUGGUAUUUAACUUAUUUAAUAUUGUAUUUUAAAUGCAUUUAUUAAUAAACACAAUGUUAUUGAAGCAUAAAAUGGUGUUUUUCAUAAUAUAUGGAAGAUUAAGUGCUUAGUUUUGCUUUUACGACAUUUCUGAGAAGAUCAACCGAUUUCCGGCAUUGUAAACAAAAACAGCAGAUGUUGGAAACGUCAAAACAUGAAUCUCUCGCGUGACGAUCUAAAUGGGCGCUUUAUUAAGAAGUCAUCAUCAGACCACCGCCAGAAACGCAUCAGUAAUUUGAACAGGGACAGUUUUAUUUCUUUACAAAAUAACUCUUCUACCCCAGCUGCUGGCAGCGCUUUAUACCUUGAUCACUCAUACCAAUCAUUGCAAUGUUCAUCAACACAGCCUUCUUAUGACGAAUAUUCUUUUGAUCAUGUAAAUGAAACUUUAUUUAGUGGAAAAUUGAAAACAUUGAUUUCUUCGCGUUUUGUUGUCGAUUUACAUAUUUUGUGCACGAACAUGAAAUGUCUCAACUGCUCGAGAAAUGUGUUGUUGGAGGAUGCAGUUGGGGUUUUACCAAUAGGGGUGUCUGGCUAUCUAAUAGUAAGAUGUCGGACGUGUUCAAGUUUUAUUCGUGUGGCGAUGGAUAAAGAACACACUGGACAACAUCAAAGAGGACCUAAAGUGCUUGAUGUAAACUCAAAGCUGGCUACAGCUAUGUACCAUAUCGGAAUAGGCCCAACUCAGGUGAACAACUUUUUGUCAGUUGUUAAUCUGCCCACACCCAGUACAAAGACAAUCCAAAGAAGGUGUGAAGAAGUUGGCUCCAAAUUAGAGGAACUAGCCAGUGAGUCAACUGAUUUGGCACUCCAAAGAGAAGUUGCUCUAACAAAUGAAGUUGCUCCAUCAGCGCAAACCCCUGAAAUGACAGACAGUGCAGAUCGCAUAAUGCAACGCAUUGGAAUUCCUGCACCAGGUUAGUGCAUCAAAACCCUUAUCAAAUAUAUACCAUUAUAAUAUUGUACCUUCAUUAUUCUUUUUGUGGUACCAUUUUUGUUUUAUACUGGAACA